Molecule: messenger RNA, 324 nt
Organism: Knipowitschia caucasica
Lineage: Eukaryota; Metazoa; Chordata; Actinopteri; Gobiiformes; Gobiidae
Source: the annotation of a GenBank genome assembly
AUGAGACAGAAGCAUAGCAGGUCCAGUGGGGCGGGGUGGCAGCUGCGCUCGCCUCUUUGGUCCAUAGAGGCAUCAGACUCCUCCACAGACUGCAGUGGACUCCUAUCAUUGGUCUAUGCUCGAUCCUGGGCUGUGUGUACGCGACUGCUGCUGCUACUGCUGCUGCUGCUGAGCCAGAGGGAUGCCAGACUUCCCUGCGCUAGAUCUCGAAUUUUACGCAAGAAGGUGACUCGAUACGCCGAUCCAGGUCGUCGCCUGGAGCCGACAGAAGAGCUGCACUGCUAUCCUACCGAUACCAGCUCAACCUUGAAUGAAAAUGCAUGA